AUGCCGCCCACCAAGGCCAGCCGGGAAUCCUCCAGCGAAGCAACUGGCCACUCAUCCCUGCCGUUGGCGAGGAUAAAACGAAUCAUCCGAGCAGACGACGAUAUCGCACAAUGCUCUACAAACGCGACCUUCCUGAUCGCUGUGGCGACGGAGAUGUUCGUUCAGUACCUGACCGAGCAAGGAUAUAACGUGGUCAAAUCAAACAACCUGAAGAACCUACGAUACGCAGAUAUAGCCACUGCUGUUUCACGCAUCGACAAUCUUGAGUUCCUGUCUGACGUUAUCCCCAAGACGACUACGUACGGUAAAUUCAAGGAGAAACGAGCCAAAGAGAAGGCAAAGGAGGACGGCAAGGCUGCGAACCAGCGGACGUUGAAGGAGAUGCAGGCACGCCAGCACGAGACGCCAGAACGCUCGCGCGAGGAGUCGAUGGUCGAUGUGGGCGAGCAGAAUGUGAACGAGCUGUCUCCCCGUCCGCCGAUGGUUAUACAUGCCUCGCGGUCUCGCAGCCGGCUGGUGGACGAGGACACGCCUCAGUGGCCAGACGACGACGGCGAUGUCAACAUGGCUCUCUGA
This is a messenger RNA of Arthroderma uncinatum, 576 nucleotides long. RefSeq lists its product as uncharacterized. Gene Ontology annotation, molecular function: protein heterodimerization activity. The transcript has 4 exons. The coding region runs from base 1 to 576 and encodes 191 amino acids. NCBI's taxonomy places the organism in Eukaryota, Fungi, Ascomycota, Eurotiomycetes, Onygenales, Arthrodermataceae. The record is from RefSeq and is a predicted model, not a curated record. Gene Ontology annotation, cellular component: CHRAC; nucleus.